GAACAUUGCCUCUGCUGGGACUCAGCCACAACUCUGCAUGGGGCUCUCACCCUCAUGUUUUAAUUCACUCCCCUUUGUAAAUUUUUUCUUAAAGCAGCAAGAAGAGAGUGUUGAUACCAACCAGAGAGUAUCAAUUCCUGAUUCUUCUAAAUUCCUAUUGCCAUCGUAGAAGUUGAACUUCAGGAUGAGGGGUGCCAGGCUGAUGGGGGCACUGCUUGCCCUGGCCGGCCUGCUGCAGGUGGCCCUGUCCCUAAAAAUAGCAGCCUUCAACAUCCGGACUUUGGGGGAGACCAAGAUGUCUAAUGCCACGCUCUCUCACUACAUCGUGCAGAUCCUGAGUCGCUACGACAUCGCCGUCGUCCAGGAGGUCAGAGACAGCCACCUGACAGCCGUGGGGAGGCUGCUGGAUGCACUUAACCGGGAUGACCCAGACACCUAUCAUUAUGUGGUCAGUGAGCCUCUGGGCCGCAGCAGCUACAAGGAACGCUACCUCUUCUUGUUCAGGCCUGACCAGGUGACAGUGCUGGACAGCUACCAGUACGACGACGGCUGCGAGCCCUGCGGGAACGACACCUUCAGCCGCGAGCCCGCCAUCGUCCGGUUCCACUCCCCGCUCACCAAGGUCCGGGAGUUCGCCAUUGUUCCCCUCCACGCGGCCCCCCUGGACGCAGUGGCAGAGAUGGACUUGCUCUAUGACGUCUACCUGGAUGUUCGGCAGAAGUGGGACCUGGAGGACAUCAUGCUCUUGGGCGACUUCAACGCUGGCUGCAGCUACGUGGCCCCCACCCAGUGGGCCUCCAUCCGCCUGCGCACAAGCCCGGCCUUCCAGUGGCUAAUCCCUGACACUGCGGACACCACGUCCACAGCCACGCACUGUGCCUACGACAGGAUCGUGGUGGCCGGAACAGUGCUCCAACAUGCCAUCGUUCCAGACUCGGCUGCCCCCUUUGACUUCCAGGCUGCCUACGGCCUGAGCAACCAGCUGGCCCAGGCCAUCAGCGACCAUUACCCGGUGGAGGUGACGCUGAAGAGGGUCUGACGUGAGCGGAGCCUGGGACGCAACCUCCCCCCACUACAGCUUUGCCUGUCCUCGUGCUCACGCAUCGGGGCUGAGGACCUGCCCUGCACACGGCGUCGCGGGAGUGGCCUGGUCACACCCUCUGCCUCCGCAGUGUGUGUGGGGCUCGCGGCAACCCAGCGCCCUACCUACCCUCACAGUCCCAACACCGGUUCAUCGCUUAGGUUAACACAGGUUUUUAAGUAAAAAAUGCUUUUAAGUAAAUAAAGCUCAUAGCAGGUGUUGUCACAGGUGGCGGCACCUCCUUUCUCCGUG
Molecule: messenger RNA, 1333 nt
Organism: Mustela erminea (ermine)
Lineage: Eukaryota; Metazoa; Chordata; Mammalia; Carnivora; Mustelidae
Gene: DNASE1
Product: deoxyribonuclease 1
Exons: 9
Coding region: 185-1039 (284 amino acids)
Biological process (GO): DNA catabolic process
Cellular component (GO): nucleus
Molecular function (GO): DNA nuclease activity
Source: RefSeq, a predicted model, not a curated record